Messenger RNA from Bombus huntii, 2568 nucleotides. RefSeq names its product zinc finger protein 62-like. The record is from RefSeq and is a predicted model, not a curated record. Lineage: Eukaryota; Metazoa; Arthropoda; Insecta; Hymenoptera; Apidae. Gene Ontology annotation, molecular function: chromatin insulator sequence binding. Gene Ontology annotation, cellular component: chromosome. The coding region runs from base 187 to 1434 and encodes 415 amino acids. The transcript has 2 exons. Gene Ontology annotation, biological process: regulation of transcription by RNA polymerase II.
UAUUCAUUAAUCUUCAUUACAGUUUCAUUACAGCGAAAUGUUUACUAACCGACCAAUGAAGUUCUUCUAUUUUCGCUUGACUAAUUUCCUGUAAUUUAACGAUAAUUACACAGCAAUUGGACAAUUUGUCUGCAAUUGAUUCUGAAUGGGGAUGGACGUUUUAUAUACGGCAAGGAAUCAAUUCCGAUGCAAGCGUGGCAAGUAGUCGACGUUGAGGGUUGCCUGUACUAUGCCUUCCUUCCAGCAAAUCCAUCAAAACUCUCAGAAUGUGAAAAAACAGUCGCAAAACCAACAGAUGAUACCCUAAAGAACAAUGAUGACGCGGAAGAAAUUUUUAUGAUUCCAGCUGAUAACGAGGCAAGCGACAAUCUAUCCCCUAUUAAAAUAAAAAAGGAAGAUAUGGACGAUGUUUCAUCGACGAACGAAGAUCACUAUGACGACACCAAUGUCUAUGCUUGCGAAGAGUGUAACAUCUGUUUUCCGGUGAUGCAGAUGCUAAAACGACACAGAAACGCUGUUCACGAACAAGCCCAGCGCUACAAGUGCAAAGUCUGUUUCAAAAUAUGUCGCAGUCUGGUCGCCUUCAAGAUGCAUGUCGCUUUGGAGCACAAAACUGAAGAGGAAGAAGCAAAGGAUGUCAAAAGUCUAACGUAUGCCUGCAACUUCUGCAACUACGAAAGUACAAACAAAUCUACGCUUCAUUCUCACAUUAGUAGAAAACACUCGACCAAACGUAUAGGUAGAAGACAAAAUAGCUAUAGGUACUCCACAGAACCUGAAGAGUACUCUUGCGACGUAUGCGAAUUUAAAUGCCAGAAUAGACGUAGAUUAAAGGAACAUUUAGAACGUAAGCACGCGUCAGAAUAUAAAUACGAUUGCGAAUAUUGUGGCAAAAAGUUCAAAGUCAAAGGUGACAUGAGGUUACACAUACGUUUUAAACACAAAGAAGGACCCAUAGUUUGCGACGUGUGUGGGAAAACGUGCUCGAAUAGUAACUCUCUGUAUGUACACCAGAAGUGGGCACAUUUCAAACCAAAGUACGAGUGUGAAAUUUGCAAAAGACGUAUGGUCACUCAAGAGAAUCUCGAUCAACACAUUUUGCUGCAACACGAGAGACGGGAGAGUUUCGUCUGUGAAGAAUGUGGAAAAUCAUUCACAGAGAAUCAUCGAUUAAAACAACACAUGAUGACGCAUACUGGGGACAGACCUUACGAUUGCCACAUAUGUGGUAAAGCUUUUGCGCGUCGCACGGCUUACAGGCAACACUUGCUUAUUCAUACGGGUAAACGACCAUAUCUCUGUGAUAUUUGCGGUAAAACGUUCACGCAGAAGCCUGGCCUGAUUUGUCACCGAAAAUCACAUCCUGGAGUGCAUCCUCCAUUGCCAGUGGUGCAUAUAGAACAUAUUCUUAGCGACUUUAUGAAGAAAGAAUGAUUUUAUCGUGGGAAUAGACGCGUGUGUCGUGCACAUUUAAUGAUGAACUGACGUUAUAAAACAUGGAAGUUGAUCUUCUUAAUCCAGCUAUUUUUAAACUUACUACAUACUUGAUAUUUCUUUGGAAUGAUCUAAUUCGUUCCUCGUUCAAAGUCUAACAUUACUCUCAGUGACUGAGUAAUUUCUAAAGCUGCAAUUUGUAUUUUCAUGAAUUGCAGAUAUCAAGUUACUUAAUGCUUUAUCAAUUAAUAAUAUUAGCGAGUGAUUUAUGAUUUCUAAUUUCAACUUUGUGUUAGAGUUUUUCUUAUUUUCCUAAUAUUCCUAAUAUUCAAACCCUAUUGAAAUGGAAACUCUGAAUUCAAUUGAAAUGGGGACCAGAUUGAGGCAUUAAAAAUUCGACGGUUGUGGCAGAGUCAAAUGGACUGGAAAAAUGACUUUCUUGCAGAAGGAUGUGAAGCAGUAUGAAUACCUGCUGUCAGAAAUAGACUUUCCUCAUGAUCAUCCUUCUGGAGGAAUUAUAUACAUAUCUGGAUUAAGAAAAAGAUUCUCGUGUUCAUCAUAUCAGAAGAUUUUAUAUUAGUUAAUUAAAUUAACUUCAAUUUGUUGAAUCAAUUGUAAGAUCAGUAUAAAGCAAAAAUCGAUCUUCCUCGAUUCGUUAUUAACACGCUGUGUCAUUAAUUGUAUUACAUUCUUAUUAAUCGAGAUGGAAAAUUACGAAGGGGAAAUCUUAAAUUCUUAAUUCCCAGUUAAUUUUUCACUUAAUUUCAAUUAUCUAAUUUUUAUGGUUAUGAUUUUAUUAUAAUCCGAACGUGAACGUCGAUGUUUGUAUUUUAAUAUUUUCAAACAUUUAUUUUCCCAUGCUUUCAUUCAUUUUCGUGUACAUACUCCAUCCGUAAAAAAAAAUAUAUAGUUUUAUACGAUUCGUUUCUACCAGAUUAUGUGAUUAUUGUAGAAACGAAUCAUUUGGGGGAAUGAAUAACAAGAUGCAUUGUGAAAUAUAUUGUAUACAAGAUGAGAUUAUAAAAAUUUAUUUUGAGCACAAUCUCGUGGAAAAUAUAUAUUUUUCUUAACUAUCGUACAAAGUUCUCCAUAAUUGUCUAUCAUUACCUAAAAUAAAAUAACAAUUAAUUUUUA